This is a messenger RNA of Durotheca rogersii, 2252 nucleotides long. Its product is annotated as Rec8 like protein-domain-containing protein. Lineage: Eukaryota; Fungi; Ascomycota; Sordariomycetes; Xylariales; Xylariaceae. Gene Ontology annotation, biological process: synaptonemal complex assembly; mitotic sister chromatid cohesion; replication-born double-strand break repair via sister chromatid exchange. The transcript is spliced from 2 exons. Gene Ontology annotation, cellular component: cohesin complex; synaptonemal complex. Gene Ontology annotation, molecular function: chromatin binding; protein binding. The record is from RefSeq and is a predicted model, not a curated record. Bases 131 to 2053 code for a protein of 640 amino acids.
CCCCCAACGCGUCGUCGCAUCUCGCAGGGCUCGUGCUAUUGCUUUAAUGUCGCCGUAAUUGAGCUCUCGCAUAGCACCACCUUGCUGCCUUCACCGAUAGCUCUUCUGUCUCCCUUUCGUCGCGACAGCGAUGUUCUACUCCGAGACCUUGCUGCAGAAGACGGGGCCUCUGGCCCGAGUCUGGCUGUCGGCGAAUCUCGAGCGCAAGCUUUCCAAAACCCAUAUUUUACAGUCCAAUCUCCCCGACAGCGUCGAUGCCAUCAUCACCCCGAAUCAGGCGCCCAUGGCGCUCCGGCUCAGCGGACAGCUUCUACUAGGUGUCGUCAGAAUCUACAGCCGGAAAGCCCGUUAUCUUCUCGACGACUGUAACGAGGCUUUGCUCAAGAUCAAGAUGGCUUUUCGCUCGACAGGAAACAAUGAUAUCCCAGAGAAUCUUAACAUGCCAAAUCGGGAGGCCUUGAUGCUUCCCGAUCAGAUUACCCCCGCCGAUAACCUCAACAUCUUACCACCUCCAGAUGCCAACUGGCUGCUCGGUCAGAUGGAGGACAUCAGUGCCACUCCGAAUAGCUCAACUACUCGGGGCAGAGGCCGACCCAGCAACCGCGAUAUCAACUUGCAAGAGGAUUUCAACAACAGCCAAUUUUUGCAUGACGAUAACAUGGACGAGGAUGAGGUGGCACUUGCUCCCAUGGACGACUUGGAGCUGGAUUUGGAUUUCGGUAUGGAUAUCGAUGAGCGUCCGAAGAUGGACAAGAGCAUCGAGAUGGGUCGAGACGCACCUGCUGCUCGGUCUAUCGAGGACGAUAUAUUUAGUGAGCUCGACAUCGCGCCGCGGGCGAAAGGUGCCGAACGCGAACCGUCGCUUAACCUUGACCUCGGCGACGACGGUGUCAGGAUCGCCGAUGGUGAUGGCGACAUUCCGAUGGACGACGAUUUCCAUUUUGACAUUGGCGAGCAAUCAGUCGUACCCGAGAUGGGCGGUGUCCCCGCUAUCGAUCGUGCUCGUAUCUCGGAGUCACCGCUGUCCGACAUUGAUGAGAAUUUAGCACGUGACGUCGAGGAAUGGACGCGCCUAAAUAAUACCAGCAUCUACGAACCCGGACACGAGCCCGAGGAACUCGAGCCCCUACCUCAGAAGAAGUCGAAGAAGCGUAAAGUCUUCGGGUUAGACCCUGCUACUCAGCUGACGAGCUCACACAUCAAGGAGCAACAGCAGAACCACGAAAAUAUCUUGAAGGUGCCCAGCUUCGUCUCGCGAGACCCGUACUUUUUGGCUCUCAUCGAGUUGAGAAGUACUGGCAGUUUCGCCAACAGUAUUAUGGGCGAUGGCCGUAGUAAGGCUUGGGCGCCGGAGCUGAGAGGACUGCUCUCUCUCGAUAGCGUAAGACCUGUUAAUGAUCUGAAGCGGAAGAGGGAUAGCGGGGUCGCCGACCUCGGUAGUGAUGAAGAGCAAGGAGUGUCUAAAUCUCCCCGUUUAGACAUUGGCGAAGAUGAUGAAGGCCUAGUUGUGCCUGACGGAGGCUUUGGUGAUCGCAGCGUCGCUCCCGACGGCACCAUACUCGAGAUUCCCGCAGAUGACACGGGUGUCCAACAUGAUGACGACGACCACCACGCUCGUGAAGGGAGCCCGAACCCGGAAUUCGACGAGACCACUGCCCCACUAGUGCACCCGGCCGACAGCGGCCCCGUUUCACUGGGUACGAAGCACGCUGUCCACGUGCUCAGAGAUUUAUUUGGCUCCGAAGCCGCUACUAAUGAAGAGAAGCGGAAAAAGUCUGUGGUUUUCCAAGAACUUCUUCCCGAGGGGAGAACAUCGAAAGCAGAUGCGACUAAGAUGUUCUUUGAGUGCUUGGUACUUGCGACUAAGGAUGCCAUCAAGGUUGAGCAAAAGGAGGCAUCCCUUGGGGGCCCUAUCCGAGUCAGGGGGAAACGCGGUCUCUGGGGGGCUUGGGCAGAAGCUGGCGGAGAAACGAACGAUCAGGACGAGGAGCAAGCAACCCAGCCCGAGCCCGCCAUUGCGACAUCCUCUCGAGCCGUGGCAGCGGCGGCAUAAACAGUUGUCGGAGAAAUAAAAGAAAAAAGGGGAGAAAAGAACAAAAAAAGAGCACUAGGGGUUGCAAUCGUGAGACCAGGCCAUAGUUCAUGUACAAACUUCUCUGCACUUGUUGGGAUAUGCCCGUUGAUUCUCAUACGGUCUGGUGGCGUCACGGCGUACAGGGGUUUACCAGGAGGCAGGGAGAUACCAAUAGUAG